GCUUCGCUCGCUCCCUCCCCUCCCCGUGCCCCCUCGCCUCGCCCGGCGGGGCCGCGCUGCAGCCACGGACCGGAGAAACGUGAAGAACUGAAUGUCAUCAUGUCGGGCAUCAAGCGAACAAUCAAAGAAACCGACCCUGAUUACGAGGAUGUAUCUGUGGCCCUUCCAAAUAAGCGGCAUAAAGCAAUUGAGAAUUCAGCUCGAGAUGCUGCUGUGCAGAAGAUUGAGACUAUUAUCAAGGAGCAGUUUGCUCUUGAAAUGAAGAAUAAGGAACAUGAAAUUGAAGUCAUUGACCAGCGACUGAUUGAAGCAAGAAGGAUGAUGGAUAAACUUCGUGCCUGCAUUGUAGCAAACUAUUAUGCUUCUGCAGGUCUUCUGAAAGUUUCUGAGGGAUCAAAGACAUGUGAUCCAAUGGUUUUUAAUCAUCCUGCUAUCAAGAAAUUUUUGGAAUCGCCAUCUAGAUCGUCAUCUCCUACCAAUCAGAGAUCAGAAACACCCUCAGCUAAUCAUUCAGAAAGUGAUUCUUUAUCUCAGCACAAUGACUUCUUAUCUGACAAAGAUAAUAACAGCAAUAUGGAUAUGGAAGAAAGAGUCUCAAACAACAUGGAACAGAGAUCAAGCCGAAAUACUGGAAGGGAUACUUCUGGUGUUACUGGCUCUCAUAAAACAGAACAGCGGAAUACUGAUCUCACAGGAGAUGAGACUUCACGACUUUUUGUAAAGAAAACAAUAGUAGUGGGCAAUGUGUCCAAGUAUAUACCUCCAGAUAAAAGGGAAGAAAAUGACCAGUCAACCCAUAAGUGGAUGGUAUAUGUUCGAGGGUCUCGUAGAGAACCCAGCAUUAAUCAUUUUGUCAAGAAAGUUUGGUUCUUCCUUCAUCCCAGCUAUAAACCAAAUGACCUUGUGGAAGUUAGAGAGCCUCCUUUUCAUCUGACCAGAAGAGGCUGGGGUGAGUUUCCUGUCAGAGUUCAAGUUCACUUUAAGGACAGCCAGAACAAGCGGAUAGAUAUCAUACAUAAUCUGAAGCUGGAUAGAACGUACACUGGCCUGCAGACACUUGGAGCAGAGACGGUAGUGGACGUUGAACUCCAUCGGCAUUCUCUUGGAGAAGACUGCGUUUACCCCCAGUCCUCCGAGUCGGACAUCUCCGAUGCCCCUCCAUCUUUGCCUUUGACCAUUCCAGCCCCAGUAAAAGCUUCUUCACCAAUAAAGCAGUCCCUCGAGCCAGUAACCGAUACCUCUGUGGAGAAAGGAUUCCCAUCCAACACUGAAGCUGAGAGACACACUACAUUUUAUUCUUUGCCAUCUUCAUUGGAAAGAACACCCACCAAAGUGACAUCCCAGAAAAUUACCUUUUGUUCUCAUGGCAAUUCAGCUUUCCAGCCAAUAGCAUCAAGCUGCAAAAUUGUGCCACAAAGUCAGGUUCCUAAUCCUGAGUCACCUGGAAAAUCCUUCCAGCCCAUCACCAUGAGCUGCAAGAUUGUCUCAGGUUCUCCAAUAUCAACGCCAAGUCCAUCACCAUUGCCUCGAACCCCAACCUCCACACCAGUCCAUGUGAAGCAAGGCCCUGCCAGCUCUGUUAUAAAUAAUCCUUACGUUAUCAUGGAUAAGCCUGGGCAGGUGAUUGGAGCCUCUACUCCUAGUACAGGAAGUCCUACAAACAAGCUCCCCACAGCUUCUCAGGUCUCCCAAGGAACAGGUUCCCCUGUUCCUAAAAUUCAUGGAAGUAGUUUUGUAACAUCUACAGUCAAGCAAGAGGAUUCUUUAUUCGCAUCUAUGCCACCUCUUUGCCCAAUUGGGAGUCACCCUAAGGUUCAGAGCCCCAAACCUAUUACUGGAGGACUUGGAGCUUUCACAAAAGUGAUCAUCAAACAGGAACCUGGUGAAGCCCCUCAUGUGCCCACAACAGGAGCUUCGAGCCAGUCGCCACUUCCUCAGUAUGUGACUGUGAAAGGGGGUCACAUGAUAGCUGUGUCGCCCCAAAAACAAGUCAUUACUGCUGGAGAAGGGACUACUCAGUCACCAAAGAUUCAACCCUCCAAGGUUGUUGGGGUGCCGGUAGGGUCUGCCUUACCUUCAGCAGUGAAGCAGGCUGUGGCAAUCAGUGGUGGCCAGAUCCUUGUAGCCAAGGCCAGCUCUUCUGUCGCCAAAGCAGUUGGUCCAAAGCAAGUUGUGACCCAAGGAGUUGCCAAAGCAAUUGUGAGUGGAGGUGGAGGAACCAUUGUUGCUCAGCCAGUCCAGACUUUAACCAAGGCUCAGGUCACUGCCGCUGGCCCUCCGAAGAGUGGAUCCCAGGGCUCAGUGAUGGCAACAUUGCAGCUACCAGCCACUAAUUUGGCCAACCUGGCAAAUUUGCCUCCAGGCACUAAACUGUACCUUACCACGAACAGCAAGAACCCUUCAGGGAAAGGAAAACUGCUGCUGAUCCCUCAAGGAGCCAUCCUGCGAGCUACCAACAGUGCUAACCUCCAGUCGGGGUCAGCCGCUGCUGGUAGUGGCGCUGCAGGAGGAAGUGGAGGUGGAGGCAGCAGUGGCAGUGCUGGAGGCAGUGGCAGUGGAGGAACAGGAGGAUCCCAGGGCACCACUGGCCCUGGAGGGAUCUCCCAGCACCUGACUUACACAUCCUACAUCCUCAAGCAAACUCCCCAGGGCACAUUUUUGGUCGGCCAGCCAUCACCUCAGACAUCGGGAAAACAACUGACUACUGGGUCAGUGGUCCAGGGAACACUGGGAGUCAGCACAUCUUCUGCGCAGGGACAGCAGACCUUAAAAGUUAUCUCUGGACAGAAAACCACUUUGUUUACACAGGCAGCAGCUGGGGGACAGGCAUCUCUAAUGAAAAUAUCUGAUAGCACCUUGAAGUCUGUGCCAGCCACUUCACAACUCUCAAAGCCUGGAACCACAAUGCUGAGGGUAGCAGGAGGAGUUAUCACAACUGCUACUUCCCCUGCUGUGACCCUCUCAGCCAAUGGUCCUGCACAACAGUCUGAAGGAGCAGUCCCUGGCUCAUCCUCUACCCUUGGUUCUGUAAUGAAAACUACUGGGCAGCCGCAAGUGUGUGUGAGCCAGGCCGCCGUGGGAACCUGCAAGGCUGCAGCUCCCACUGUCGUCAGUGCCACCUCCCUGGUGUCCACACCAAACCCCAUCUCAGGGAAAGCCACAGUAUCAGGAUUGUUAAAGAUUCACUCCAGUCAGUCCAAUCCCCAGCAGGCUGUCCUCACGAUUCCCAGCCAGCUUAAACCACUCAGCGUAAACACCUCUGGAGGUGUGCAGACCAUACUUAUGCCUGUGAAUAAAGUGGUUCAAUCAUUUUCUACCAGCAAAUCGCCUACCAUUCUGCCUAUAGCUGCCCCAACUCCAGCUGUCCCCAGCUCUGCUCCAGCAGCUGUUACAAAAGUGAAGACUGAACCAGAGACUCCCGGGCCAAGCUGCCUCUCUCAGGAGGGUCAGACAGCAGUGAAAACGGAAGAAAGUUCUGAACUGGGAAACUAUGUCAUUAAGAUAGACCAUUUGGAGACUAUCCAGCAACUGUUAACAGCGGUAGUGAAGAAGAUUCCAUUAAUUACUGCAAAAAGUGAAGAUGCCAGCUGCUUCUCUGCCAAGUCUGUGGAGCAGUAUUAUGGCUGGAACAUUGGGAAAAGAAGAGCCGCUGAGUGGCAAAGAGCAAUGACAAUGCGAAAAGUCUUACAGGAGAUACUGGAGAAGAAUCCAAGAUUUCACCACCUCACUCCCCUUAAAACCAAGCACAUCGCUCACUGGUGCCGCUGCCAUGGCUACACCCCUCCAGAUCCCGAGAGCCUGAGAAACGAUGGGGACUCCAUUGAGGAUGUGCUGACCCAGAUUGAUAGCGAACCAGAGUGCCCGUCAUCUUUCUCCUCUGCUGACAACCUCUGCCGGAAACUGGAGGACCUGCAGCAGUUUCAGAAGAGAGAACCAGAGAACGAGGAGGAGGUGGACAUCCUCAACCUCCCAGAGCCAUUAAAGAUAAACAUCAAAAAGGAGCAGGAAGAGAAACAAGAAGAAAUGAAAUUCUACCUGCCACCAACUCCAGGGUCUGAAUUUGUUGGUGAAGUCACACAGAAGAUUGGGAUCACCCUGCAGCCUGUGGCAUUGCACAAGAAUGUGUAUGCGUCCGUCAUAGAAGACAUGAUCUUAAAGGCCACAGAACAGCUGGUGAAUGAUAUCUUGAGACAGGCCCUGGCCGUUGGAUACCAGACAGCAUCGCACAACAGGAUUCCCAAAGAAAUUACAGUGAGCAACAUUCACCAGGCCAUUUGCAGCAUUCCUUUCCUGGACUUCCUCACCAACAAGCACAUGGGCGUCUCAAACGAGGAUCAGUGAGCACAGUGACGCUGCCGCUAGCAGAGCAGGACUUGAAAAUGGAGCUGAAGUGCGCGACUGUGGCGACUCUCCUGUUCAGGAAAGGAGGUUGUUUUCUGUGUGCCUGAAAUAUCAUGGCUACCAAACCAUUGCCUCUGCCCGAACGUGACACCAGAGCAUUGGGUUCCAGGUGGAGCCCUUUUAGGACAGAAGUCUGUUCCCUGAAUCUGGAGAGAAGCCGAGCUGGAUGGGUGUUUUGUCACCUUGGGUUUCCUCACCCUCUCUACCAGCUCCAGGAGGCCUCUGAGAGCACCAGGCCCUCCCUUCCUUUUGUGUUCCUGGGGGCACCUUGGGCCUGAUCCCCAGGAGAAGGGAAACAAGUCUGGCAGGCCCGAGGUUACCCCCUCUAUGAGCUGGGGUCAUCCUGAGAAGGGAUUGUGUUUCACUCUCAGUGAGUGGUUUUCUGUUCCUGCCUGGCCAUGGUGUGAGGAGGGCCUGCACUCAUAGACCAGAUGAGUCAGCUAUAGGAAGAAGUGGCGCCUUACAGAAGCCACAGAGGCCUGGACUGUAGACUGGGCAGGAUCCUUUACUGUGGAGCACAGGAACAUCACUGCAGCACAAUGUCAAGGAAUGGAUGGGUCCCAGCGGGGUUCCAGAGAAGGUUUGACUGGGAAUCUCUUAGUGUGUUACAGUAGACAACAUCCACAACCCUGGGUCCCUGGCAUGAGUGUACCAAUUUGUCAUAUGUUUGCCAGGCAGAUCUGGGGUCUACACAGGAGCUCAGAUGUCAAGUGGCCAGGGAGCAGCCCCUGGACAGGUUCUGCUGGGAUUGUUGUCCUAAUGAUGAACCUAUUGUCCUGUUCUUCUCAGUCAAGGAAUUUUCCCCAAGAAGAGAAGGGUUCAAAAGAAAUACCUGUGAGUGCCUUAAAGUUGGAAAAAUAACUGCUCAGGCCCAGUUCCAGGGAUGCCAGUGCUCAGAAGCAGAGAGAGUGACUUGUAUCCAUCAGGGAAGGAUACAACUUGUAUCCAUCCUCCUCAGUGGGAAGGAAGAGCAGACAGGAGAAGGAAGCGUGGCAGUGCCACUGCCAGGUAUCCAGCCCACUGAAGGGAUCCACUCCAGGGUUACUAACGCGGUCUGUGUGGAGGGCAAAGGAAAGAACUUAAUUCUCAGUUAGAAACCUGCUCUUACUCUAUUCAAAGAAAAUCUGAAACCUCUGAGUCAAAGAAACUUAUCCAAGCAAUGUAAUUCAUAUUUUCAUGGGUCUCACAGAUAUUUGUGUCAGGAAAAGAAAGCAGGGUGGUGGCUGAAUAAAAUCUGCCUUUCUAAAUUCAGCAUCUGAGAGUUGCAAAUGCAAAAGGAAAUCCACUCAGCAGGGCAAAGGGCAUGCCUUUAAAAAUGUAGUUGAGUACAUUAGGCCCAGAUGCAUUCAGCAAGUAGAUUGCUAGUGAGACCUGUGGGUGUGUUCUCUUCCCGGUGGGAAGAGAUCCAUUUAUUACAGAUAUGAAAGCCUAAGGAAAUUUCUUUUUGCAAAAGAAGUAUUAAAUGAUUUAAUAGUCUCGUGUGUUAAAUGUAUUUGUAUCAUAAUGUGUAACACCAUUGUAUAACAAAAAUGUCUACAAUAAAUCUUUUAGUAUUUAU
Marmota flaviventris (yellow-bellied marmot) is the source of this 5959-nucleotide messenger RNA. RefSeq names its product YEATS domain containing 2 (gene Yeats2). Gene Ontology annotation, biological process: regulation of DNA-templated transcription. Lineage: Eukaryota; Metazoa; Chordata; Mammalia; Rodentia; Sciuridae. The record is from RefSeq and is a predicted model, not a curated record.